Messenger RNA from Actinia tenebrosa (Australian red waratah sea anemone), 3006 nucleotides. RefSeq lists its product as uncharacterized. The record is from RefSeq and is a predicted model, not a curated record. Gene Ontology annotation, biological process: heterophilic cell-cell adhesion; establishment or maintenance of epithelial cell apical/basal polarity. Gene Ontology annotation, cellular component: plasma membrane; protein-containing complex. NCBI's taxonomy places the organism in Eukaryota, Metazoa, Cnidaria, Anthozoa, Actiniaria, Actiniidae. Gene Ontology annotation, molecular function: calcium ion binding.
AUCUCUGAUAAAUAGAGGUGGUCCUCUGAAGAGCCCACUUAAGCACUAUAAGCCACCGAGGGGUCGACUUCUGGCGUUAGGUAACGCCAUCAAGCAAAACCAUCAUGGCUUUGUACUUUGUGACAGUUGUCAUUCUUAUGACGAAGCUAAUAGAAUUUCAAGGAGUCUUGGCAGCUUCAGAAUGUAGCAGUUAUACCGUCCUCAAUCAAGCUGACCGAGCCAGAGAUUAUUCCGGAAAACAUGUUCUCAAAUGCGAUAGGAACGAUCUUACCAAGAAAUGGUAUCGCUUCUCUGGUGCUGCUGGAUCCGCUUUACCAACCACUUGUGUUGCUAAGAACCACUGUGGUACCCAUGCUACAGGAUGGAUGCAAGGUGUUCAUCCCACUCAAGAACAGGGGAUCGUUACACGAAGAGUCUGUUAUCACUGGAGCAACAACUGUUGUCACUGGAAAAACAACAUUCGCGUAAAGAACUGUGGUGGAUUCUACGUGUACGAGCUGGAUAAACCACCACACUGUCAUCUGAGAUACUGUGGCAGCGCUGGACCAGCACCUACAGUUCAACCUCCAGUUCCACAAGAAUGUAGAAGCUACGCGGUACUCAAAGAGGGUGACCGGGCACAAGGAUUCAUUUCCAAACAUGUACUAAAAUGUGAUAAAGACCGUUUUACCAAGAAAUGGUAUCGUUUUAGCGGCGCUGCUGGCUCAGCCAUGGCUUCGUCUUGCGUGUCCAAAAAUCGCUGUGGUACCCAUGCUUCUGGAUGGAUGGAAGGAUCGCAUCCUUCUCAAGCAGAAGGAAUCGUAAGCCGAAGGGUUUGCUUUUCGUGGAGCGGCAAAUGCUGCCACUGGAAUACCAACAUACGAGUCAGGAACUGUGGAGCAUUUUAUGUGUAUGAACUUGAUAAGACACCUUUCUGCCAUUUGCGUUAUUGUGGCAAUGGUGGACCAGCACCAACAACAGCUCCACCAAUUCCUACAACAGUUCCAAACCCUUGUCUCGCUAAUCCUUGCAAAAAUGGCGGGAAUUGCGUUCAGAAUGGAAAUGGCUACACCUGCAAGUGUGUUCAGGGAUACACGGGGAAAAAUUGCGAUCAAGAUGUCAAUGAAUGUUUAAAAAGUCCAUGCAGAAAUGGUGCAACGUGCACCAACACCAAUGGCGGAUACAGAUGUCAAUGCACUUCUGCUUUUAAAGGAAAGAAUUGUGAUAUAGAUGUUGAUGAAUGCCGCAGAAUGCCUUGUCAAAAUGGUGGAUCUUGCCAAAAUAGGCCAGGAAGCUACUUCUGCUUUUGUCCUGUGGGAUUCAUUGGAAAAAAUUGCGAAACAGACAUAAACGAAUGUUCAAGAAACCCAUGUCAAAAUGGUGGUUCCUGUAAGAACACCAAUGGAGGUUACUCGUGUUCCUGUAGAUCAGGAUAUCAAGGAAAGAACUGCGAACAAGAUGUGAAUGAAUGUCUGAAAAGACCUUGUCAAAAUGGCGGUUCCUGUAGGAAUACCAAAGGAAGCUACGCGUGCUCCUGUAGAAUGGGAUAUCAAGGAAAGAACUGUGAACAAGAUGUGAAUGAAUGUCUGAAAAGACCUUGUCAAAAUGGCGGUUCCUGUAGGAAUACCAAAGGAAGCUACACGUGCUCCUGUAGAACGGGAUAUCACGGAAAGAACUGUGAACGAGAUGUGAAUGAAUGUCUGAAAAACCCCUGCCAAAAUGGCGGUUCCUGUAAGAAUACCAAUGGCGGUUACACGUGCACCUGUAGACCAGAAUACCAGGGAAAGAACUGUGAACUAGAUGUUAAUGAAUGUCUGAAAAACCCCUGUCAAAAUGGUGGUUCUUGUAAAAAUACCAAUGGUGGUUACACAUGCACCUGUAGACCAGAAUACCAGGGAAAGAACUGUGAACUAGAUGUGAAUGAAUGUCUGAAAAACCCCUGUCAAAAUCGUGGUUCCUGUAAAAAUACCAAUGGAGGUUACACAUGCACCUGUAGAACUGGAUACCAGGGAAAGAACUGUGAACAAGAUGUGGAUGAAUGUGUUAAAAGCCCAUGUCGAAAUGGUGGCUCCUGCCUCAAUAAACCUGGUAGCUACUCUUGCGAAUGUAGGCCAGGAUUUCAAGGAAAGAACUGCGAAAAAGAUAUCGAUGAGUGUCUCAGAAAUCCGUGUCAAAACGGUGGCACCUGUAGCAAUACAAAUGGUAGCUACAAAUGUACCUGUACUAUCGGUUUCGAAGGAAAAGACUGUGAGAAAGAUGUUAAUGAGUGUCUCAAAGAUCCUUGUCAAAAUGGUGGUACUUGUAGCAACACUAACGGUGGAUACAGCUGCGCCUGUGUUAAUGGUUUCCGAGGAGUUCACUGCGAAGAUGAUAUAGAUGAGUGCAUUUCUGGUAACCCCUGCAACAAUGGAGCAACAUGUACAAACAAAGUUGGAGGAUACACUUGUGCCUGUAUGGCUGGAUUUACUGGAAAAGAUUGUGAUCAGGAUGUCAACGAGUGUGCUAUCAAUCCAUGUCAAAAUGGUGGUAAAUGUAUUAAUACACCAGGAAGCUACAACUGUCAUUGUCUAGAUGAGUUUACCGGCAAACAUUGCGAAUCAGAACCAAGCAAACCAACAGAGAAACCCGGACAAGCUGAUUAUAGUAGUGUAGGAUGCUACAAAGAUCAUGGAGGAGAUGACCGACCAUUCCCUACACUUGUUGCGAACCUCAGACCAGGAAUAGAUUGGAAUGACAUUAAAACCUCUGUUAUAGACAAGUGUGCCAAUGCUGUUCAAGCUUUGGGAUACAAAUACUUUGGCAUCCAGUUCUACGGUGAAUGUUGGAGUGGCCCUGACGCCAGCGUACAGUAUGACAAACAUGGGACACAGGGUUCGGAAUGCUACGUCGGUGUUGGUGCUGCAGGUUCGAACUUUGUAUACCAACUAGACUAGAAAGAAAGGUUUUGUCUCGGAUUAAUUCUUUAGAGUCGAUAGACCAUGUGUAUCUUUGUUUUGAAGUCUAAUAAAUGAAUGUGAAAAAUACGAA